UAGAGUAACAAAGCGAAAGUUGCAUUUCAUGGAAUAUUAAAACCAAUAGUCAUUUGAUGACUAUAUCACACCUCUGCUAGGAUUUAAAGGAGGAAAGUAAGUGGUUGUCUGUUCAAGUGAUUCAAGAAAAGUUUAAUAUUUAAGCAUUGUUUUUAAGCCUGUAAGAAAUGAAAAUGAACCGUUUGAGAGAGUCUGGCAGACUUGGUGGAUAUGAAAGGUCAAGGUCAAAUAAAUACCCCGGACGUCAAGGAUUCUCCAGAAACAAGGGUCGAUAUAAUCCAUAUGUUAAGAGAGACAGAGAGGAGGCUAGUUAUAAGGAUAUAUCACUCAGUUCAGUUCAUAGAAAUGAAUCCAGAUUUCAGAGAAAACAGAUAGUGGGAGCUGAUCGACCAAAUUCUGCCAAAUUUGAAUUCAGAGGCACAAGUGGACGAAUGCAACACAGGGAAGGAACAGGUGGUCGAAUGUCACAAGAGGGUAGCAUGACUGAUCAGGGGUCUUGUGAAGAUGAUUUUUUCUAUCAGAGGCAAGAACCCAGAGGUAAAACUAAGGUUGGAAAACAUGGGUUAGUCAGCAUGCACAGAAGAAACUUACAGGAAGAUGGUCCUUCAUAUUAUAGGCAUGAUUCAGAUCGUCAUAGUAACACUAAAAGUAUCAAGGCCGACAACAAAUGUGACAGAAUAUCAGAGUACAUUGGUCCUUUAUCUCACAGGCACAAAUUAGAACAUGAUAGAAAGGUAGAGUUAAAAGAAUAUAAAUCAAGAGACGAAGAUUCAAGGUGCAAUUUCGAAAACAAAGAUAAAGAAAUUAAGAAGACAAAUCGUUGGACAGUAACACCAUAUAAAAACAGUAGAAAAGAGAAUGACAACUUAGCGGCCAUGGUUUUUACUGUUUUGCUUGACAAUGCUGGAAAGCUAAAAAGAAAGGAGCUAGAAAAUAAGCUUGGCGCUGAACCUUUGACAAUGGACUUUGAGCCAAAGGAAUCAUUUCGGAAAUUUCUGAAUGUAUAUAAAGAUAUAUUUGAAAUUCAAGAGUCUCCAAGUGAUGAAAAGGAGGAAGGCGAAAUAUCAGAUCCGGAUGUAGUUACACGGUCAAAUAUUCAGAUUUGCAUUAAGCAUGCAAGUUCAUCUCAAUCUUGUAGAGGAGACUGCGACAAUCUGCAUGUCUGUAAAUUUCAUUUUAUAAGAGAAUGCAGUUUUGAAAAUUGCAAGUUCGGGCAUGAUCUGAGCACGGAUCACAAUUGCCAAGCACUGACCCAUCACUUUAUGCAACAUCUGAAUCCAGAGCAGGUAAAAGGUCUUCUUACCGACCUGAAUCAUAGAAAGGGAGUCACUAUUCCUUCAAUAUGCAGUUUCUAUAAUUAUAUCCAAGGUUGUAAAAAACCUAAAGAUUGUCCACAUCUUCAUGUCUGUUCGUUUAUUGCGGGAAGAUGUGCUUUUUACCCGAACUGCAAACGUUCUCAUAAUCUUGAAGACGAGCAACCAAAACAGGUUUUGAAGAAAUAUGGGAUAGAUAUCACGCCUGAAAAUAAGGACAUCGUCAUUGGUUUACUGAGCCGAGGUCUGGCCUCAAAGAGUCAAGGACAGGGUGAGAAUGGGUCUGCUUCGCCUAAUGGUUCUGAUGGGGAUGACACCAAAGACGAAAGAAAAUCGUCAGUCCUAGAGCCUCGAUCUGAACUUUGUGUAAAACUUCUUCGUUAUUGGAAUUCAGCACGUUUGGGAAGCACAGACUCAACGAAACCAUAAAUGUUACAUGGAUAACGUCGAGUGGAAAUAUUAUAAUGGUCAAGAUGAAUUGAACUUUACGUGCAGGAUAAUGGAUUCGAACAAUAAACCUUUUAGAAAUAUUAGUCACUGACUCUUUUCUUAAUGUUCAGACUUUAACUAGUGUUGAAUAUUUCUUCGACAUAUUUUUUUAAAAAUAUAAAUUUGAGUAUUUUUCCUUUUUUUGUCUCA
This is a messenger RNA of Magallana angulata, 1952 nucleotides long. RefSeq lists its product as uncharacterized. NCBI's taxonomy places the organism in Eukaryota, Metazoa, Mollusca, Bivalvia, Ostreida, Ostreidae. Bases 168 to 1742 code for a protein of 524 amino acids. The record is from RefSeq and is a predicted model, not a curated record. The transcript has 3 exons. Gene Ontology annotation, molecular function: metal ion binding.